Molecule: messenger RNA, 869 nt
Organism: Dreissena polymorpha
Lineage: Eukaryota; Metazoa; Mollusca; Bivalvia; Myida; Dreissenidae
Exons: 4
Coding region: 75-773 (232 amino acids)
Source: RefSeq, a predicted model, not a curated record
AUUGACGUUAGCGUCAAGGACACGCCGAUCAGUCGCAAACGAAGUAUUGAGCAAGGAAGACGUUAAAAACCGCAAUGAAAUAUUUAUUUGAAAUUAAAAGUCUCUCGGAAGAGCCGACGAUCAGGCUUCAGCAACUUCGAGAUCUGCAAGCGAAAUAUGCGCAGGAAGCGAGGGAGAAAAUCUAUCACGAAAUCAAAAUACAGAAAAAUCGAGGAAUCACGUUUAAUGAAUAUGUUGCCGGAUUUGGCUUUUAUAAUUACUACACAUUGUGCAGAUCGGAACUGGAGCGUUAUUUAAUAACCGGUAAAGAAUAUACAGCGCCGUCGAAAUUCGACCACCUUUUGCCCUAUUCUGGGUUGAAAAUCGACGAUAUUUUAGUCGACACAAUACCACAUGCCAGGCAUAGCAUCUGUCACGUGCAACCACAACCGCCGUCGUCGGCAAAGCAUAGUUCAGAAGAGCCAACACUAAGCUUCGAAGCCUUAAUGCUAGGGUACUACCCGCAUGUGACCAUUCAAGAAGCUCUGAGAGCUCCAUUGGAGAGUUCAUAUAAACCGUCUGCAGCGGGCGAUCAGAAAGGAAACAUCCGCAUGAAGGUUACUGAUAUGGGUUCCGAAGAGAAAGAGUCCGCCAUCUUUGACCCGAUACUGGCCACGGGAGACAACUCUCUGACGGCGGCGAAGGUCAGCAAGAAGCAAAGUGUGGCGGCGAGGAUGGGCAAAUGGCUGAGGCGUUUGUUUUCUUGCACCAAGAAGCCUAUGGUCACUGGCUGACUGUCAUUUUUUUUAAAUAUCAUUUGUUAUGAUUAAACGUUUAAAAAAGAUUUUCGGGUAAAAUAAACUACCCGUUUGAACCCAAUACGCAUGUCG